This is a messenger RNA of Drosophila pseudoobscura, 636 nucleotides long. Its product is annotated as odorant receptor 63a-like. The transcript has 6 exons. NCBI's taxonomy places the organism in Eukaryota, Metazoa, Arthropoda, Insecta, Diptera, Drosophilidae. Gene Ontology annotation, cellular component: plasma membrane. Gene Ontology annotation, biological process: detection of chemical stimulus involved in sensory perception of smell; sensory perception of smell. Gene Ontology annotation, molecular function: olfactory receptor activity; odorant binding. The coding region runs from base 1 to 636 and encodes 211 amino acids. The record is from RefSeq and is a predicted model, not a curated record.
AUGUACAUCGAGACCUGCGCCCUCUACAUCUGCGGCAUGUGCGCCGUCAGCUUCGAUGGCGUCUUCAUUGUCGUGUGCCUCCACGGCGUGGGUCUGAUGGAGUCGCUCGGCGAGAUGAUUGCCAGCGCCACGUCGCCGCUGGUGCCGCCCGAGCGUCGUGUGGAGUACCUCCGCGGCUGCAUCUACCAGUACCAGCGGGUGGCCAGCUUUGCGGAGGAGAUCAACGACUGCUUCCGGCACCUGACGCUCUCCCAAUUCCUGCUCAGCCUCUUCGGCUGGGGCCUGGCCCUGUUCCAGAUGAGUGUCGGCCUUGGCACCAGCAGCGCCAUCACCAUGAUCCGGAUGACCAUGUACCUCACGGCCUCCGGCUACCAGGUAGCCGUCUACUGCUACAAUGGCCAGCGAUUUGCGACAGCCAGCGAACAGAUUGCCGGGGCGUUCUACGGGUGCGAGUGGUACGCGGAGUGCCGCGAGUUCCGGCAACUCAUUCGCAUGAUGCUGACGCGCACGGGCCGCUGCUUCAGGCUGGACGUGUCCUGGUUCCUGGCCAUGUCCCUGCCCACCCUGAUGUCGAUGGUUCGGACCAGCGGACAGUACUUUCUCCUCCUGCAGAAUGUCAGCGAGAAGUCGGGCUGA